Messenger RNA from Ictalurus punctatus (channel catfish), 1184 nucleotides. RefSeq names its product F-box protein 36a (gene fbxo36a). Bases 470 to 1069 code for a protein of 199 amino acids. The transcript is spliced from 4 exons. NCBI's taxonomy places the organism in Eukaryota, Metazoa, Chordata, Actinopteri, Siluriformes, Ictaluridae. Gene Ontology annotation, molecular function: protein binding. The record is from RefSeq and is a predicted model, not a curated record.
GACGAGGCCGAUCACUACCGGAUCAGCCGCGCACGAUGUAAACGACGCAUGCGCGCAGUGAGAGACAGUGACGUCACUUGAACAGCUGAGCGACCUGUGUUCUGUUUCAAAACAGUCCUGUGUGACAGUGAAUUUAAAACAAAACAGAUUUUACGUGCACAAAAAUGUUAAAGCGGUUUUGUAUUAUAAGUAUAAAAAAAGACACAUACACUCGUACAUUUUACUUUUAUUAGCCCCCUUUUAUAAUAAAAUAUCACUUUGUUGUUAGUAAAAGUGUAAUAUACCCCUUGACUACGUAUUUAUAUUUUUUUUUUUUCAAAAAUGUGUUAUUUGUAACGUGAUUAAUAACUAAUUAUUUACUAGUAACGUUCAGAAUGACCCAGCACACACCCUAUGAACGAUAAAUAAAGAACUUUCGAUAGCAAGCAGCUAAACCGGUGGCUCUUGUUGUCAUGGUAACCACCCUGCAAUGGCAACAAACAUGGCGUCCCUGCUGCCCGAGUUACUGUUUGAAACCAGUGGUCAGGCCCCUGCUCCUUCUAAAGAUUUCUUUCAGCUCGAUGUAACAAAAACACAGGUAAUAUGGAGGUGGUGGAAGAUUUCUCUGCAUGUUAAGUUGCAAAGCACGUUGCCCGGAGAAAUGAAACAGAGUCAUAAGGAGUUUUUAAAUGAUGAGAGACUACAGAAACAAGUUGGUAUGGUGCUUGGGUCACAGCUCCUGGAGUACACACUUGGCCUCUGUGAAGGGAGGUUUGAUUAUCUGGAGCGUUUGCCUGAUAAGCUGCUGCUGCGUUUUCUUUCCUAUAUGAGCUACCAGGAUAUCUGCCACCUCAGACAGACCUCACGCCGUUUCAGGAAGCUGUGUGACUCUAAUGAAUUCUGGGAGCAGGAAGUGCGGCGUUGCGGUGAUGAUAUCACACCCGAAAUAGAGAUGCUGGCCAAGAAGUUUGGCUGGAGGAGGAUCUACAUCACUUUCUAUCAUAGUAAAGCCCAACUUGGGAGCGAGAAAGACAUACCCAUGGGCAUGGGUGAAGAUGAGGGCAAAGAUGAACCACAUGAAUCCCUUUAAACAUGGCUCCUAGAAGCAUUAUGUAAAUCUCUGUGAUAAUUGCUUGUAUUUUCUCAUUUGUAAGUCGCUUUGGAUAAAAGCGUCUGCUAAAUGAAUAAAUGUAAAUGUAAAUUUA